Messenger RNA from Metschnikowia bicuspidata var. bicuspidata NRRL YB-4993, 3307 nucleotides. RefSeq names its product Med14p (gene MED14). Gene Ontology annotation, cellular component: mediator complex; core mediator complex. Gene Ontology annotation, biological process: regulation of transcription by RNA polymerase II. The record is from RefSeq and is a predicted model, not a curated record. Gene Ontology annotation, molecular function: transcription coregulator activity. NCBI's taxonomy places the organism in Eukaryota, Fungi, Ascomycota, Pichiomycetes, Serinales, Metschnikowiaceae. The transcript has a single exon. Bases 186 to 3257 code for a protein of 1023 amino acids.
GUUUUUUUGCACUCCAUCAGCCGACUCGUGCGGUUUCAUAGGCCUCCCAUCCCCGUUGCUAUACGCAGUACCGCCGUGCCCCGCGUCGUGCCCGUGUCCCCAAAAUUCCGGCACCUGGCCCCCCGCAUCCUGUGAUCCCGUGACCCUCCAGGGCCUUUCAGGGCACCCCUAGCCGCCCCCGCCACAUGUCCACAAAACCGGCGCUAAUAGCCGCCGAUGGAAACGGGCCAGCAACGGCCGCCAACGGCGCCGCCAACCCCGCAUCCGGCAGGCCGCUGCCGCCCGAGCUCGCGCACGUGACCAACAACAUCGUGCCGCUCUCGAACAUCCUCCGCUUCCACACACAGGAGGCGUACAAACAGCUCAGCCGCCAGAUCGAGCUGUUGGCACACACGCGGGCCUCGGAGCCGGACGCCGUGCGCAAACGCAAGUUGCUCGCCGUGCUCGUGGCGCUCCGCCAGGACUUCGUCAAGUUGUACGUGCUCGUCAAGUGGGCCCAGCGCAGCAAGGACGUGGCGCGCCUCAUCGACUUGCUCAACUGGCUCCGGUCGCAGGAGUUCUGCUUCGACAACUUGGCGCUCGGGCUCAACGAGCUCAACCACUUCUCCGGCGCCAAGCUCCCGCAGGCCGACAUCCUCACGGCCUUGGAGGUCUUGGUCAAGGGCCGCCCGCAGCUCCCGUCGUACCUGCACCUCGGGCGGCCGCCCGUGUCGCCGCAGCGCAUUGGCCAGGUCUUGCGCGACUUGAACUUGGCCUUGACCGCGCGCUUGGCGCUCGUGGACGACAUGCCGCCGCGGUUCCGCAAGAACUACGAGGUGAAGGACGGCCGCGUGGUGUUCACGCUCGCGCACGAGUUCCGCGUGUCCAUCACCGUGGCCAACGACCUCGUCGUGGACUCUGCGGCCGACUACUACCGGUCCCCGUUCUUCUUCAUCGACUUCGCGUUUCUCUUUGGCGUCAACAGCGACCACUCGCUCACGUCCCACGACGGCACCCGGGCGGCCACGCUGCUCCCGCACCGCGCGCGGGCUCGCUUGGAGUCCGUCGUCAACCAUGUGCUCUUGCAGCACUCGCUUGCCGGCCUCUACGACGUGCUCCACAAGUACGCCACCGCGUUCAAGCUCUACUUGAUUGCACGCCAGUUGCGCGUGCUCUCCAUCAACAGCAAGUGGCGCGGCAACAUCCAGUACCAGAGCGGCUCCUUCCUCGUGAUCGUGAACUACUGGGCCGGCCACUUCCUCCUGCGGGGCUGGCGCUCCUUCCUUGAGAUCGGCAUCGACCGCAACUACAACUUGCACUUCCGCUGGUUCAAAAACGGCCGCUACCACCACGACCACGGCAUCCGCACCGCCGCCUCCACCGAUGCCCUGGAUGCCCUGGACGCACAGUACGCGCAGGAGCUCAACAUCGACUACGUGUUGAGCCUUGUCAUCAACAGACACUCCGAGCUCCUUGUCCGCAAGGUGUACGACUCCUACGCUAGUGCUGUCUCCGCAGACACCGUUUCAUUCCUUAACCCGCACCAGCUCUUGCUCAAGCUCACGCCCAAGAAAAGCACCGUCUUCGCCAUCGACCCCUUGACCGGGCAUUUCUACUUCAUGAACCCGUCGCCCAUCGAGUCAGCUGUUCAGACAAAAAUAAACACUAAGCCUCCCGCGGCCAAGGCCAAGGCUUCCGUAACUGAGGCUGACUUGGUCGCGAAUGUCGUUUCCCACUUGGUGGAGUUGCGCACAGACAAUUUGAGUAAGGCAACCCACAUGCGACUUGUAACCAUGGGCUGGGUUGCAAACGGCAUCAUCAAGCUCUCCGACUACGAAACUGCCAAGUUGCUCAGCGGCCUCGUGGGCGAGACGUCGAGCCCGCUUCACAAGUUCAGCUUCUUCCGCAGCCGCACGUGGCCGCCCUCGUGGUUCUUGAUCAGUAUGGUCAGUGGCCUGUCCUCCAAAGCAUACUGGUGGGUCGCGCGACUCAAAUCUGUCAAGGGUGAAUGGGUAAUUCAGUGGGUGCAGAGCCUUGAUCUUAGCGACACCGAGGAAGCAGACCACAGCUUCUUCAAGUCGUUGUCGCGCUCGAGCUCCAACAUAAUCAUUCAUCACUUGAUUGUAGAGGAGUUGCAGAGAAGGGGCAUCGGCUUUUUGAAGCUUCACGAUGAAUCCGUCCUCGAAAAAUUUAAUCUUUCACACCCACACAGUCAUUCGGCUUCCCGCACGGUGUUGGCACUACACAACGAUGGAAAUCUACUACCUAUCGCGGCGUCGGCAUCAACACUUUUCAUGGCUUGCCUGUUCUCCGGAGAUGGGAAGCUGAAGGAGUUACACACCACACUCUUUGGGUGCUUUCGCAACAAGUCCGAAAACUACGCCAAUUCAUUGCUCAAGCUUGGAGUGACUGUCGCAGUGGACAAAGAUCAGUUCCAGAUCAACUCGACCGUCGAUCUCUCCAACAAACUAAACACUGAAGACAAACCAUCAAACACAGUGUCUAUGUUGGGCCAAGUCCUAGACAGCCUCGCGAAAAUGAACCUGCUUAUCAAGAUUUUGGAGCAGGUCCGCAGCACAGACCUAAAAGUCACCAGCAGCUCCUUUGAUGAGCUCUCGUUCGAGAUUGAUCCUUACUAUAAGCCAUUUCUUUUUUGCGUGCAUAGUGAGGAUGACCUGUCAUUUUCACUACGCACAGGCGAGAGCGAGAAGAAAAAUGUGAACACCUUGGUGCGCUUGCUCAAUCAAGAGCUUGGCCAGUCUGCUGGCGCAUUGCUUGGCUGUUUCAAGUAUCUUAAAGAGGCAGUCAUUCUCUUUGAGACAAUUGAUUCAGUCGAGAACCAGUUGAAGCCAGCAUCUGAGUUCAUGUUACAGAACAAUUUCCGCAGGCUCCACUUUGAGCCCAAGUUCAUCAGCUUGAACCUCUUUCAGUUCGUCUUUAGUCUCAACAGCACGCAUUCCAGCUCGCCGAAGAAAAUUCAGCGAGACAAAAUAAUAUUUAACGUGAGUUUCAAAAAGGACCGGUUCGCCAAGACCCGGAAGUUGCUUUUGAAGUUUUCUAUGAAAGAUAAUUUCAACUCACAGAAUCUCAAGUUCAAGAAGCUAUUUGAAACAAUCUUCACCUCUUCGAAUGAGGUUCAAAAACAGGCCAUGUCCCUUAACCAGACAUUCAUGAAGUUAUACUAUGAUUUUGUCAUCGACAGCGCUUUGCUCAAACCUUUGAUGGAUCGCAUAACAAGUGCGUUUCUUGAAUUUUUAAAAACACCCCAGCCGCAAUAGGCGAGAGGCACGACCGGAUACAAUAAAUUAUUUAUUUCUAAUAUGAAUGU